Molecule: messenger RNA, 1005 nt
Organism: Apodemus sylvaticus (European woodmouse)
Lineage: Eukaryota; Metazoa; Chordata; Mammalia; Rodentia; Muridae
Gene: Dlx2
Product: distal-less homeobox 2
Exons: 3
Coding region: 1-1005 (334 amino acids)
Biological process (GO): cell differentiation; embryo development; negative regulation of transcription by RNA polymerase II
Molecular function (GO): RNA polymerase II cis-regulatory region sequence-specific DNA binding; DNA-binding transcription factor activity, RNA polymerase II-specific
Source: RefSeq, a predicted model, not a curated record
AUGACUGGAGUCUUUGACAGUCUGGUGGCUGAUAUGCACUCGACCCAGAUCACCGCCUCCAGCACGUACCACCAGCACCAGCAGCCCCCGAGCGGUGCCGGCGCGGGCCCUGGCGGCAACAGCAGCAGCAGCAGCAGCAACGGCAGCCUGCACAAGCCCCAGGAGUCGCCAACCCUCCCGGUGUCCACAGCUACGGACAGCAGCUACUACACCAACCAGCAGCACCCGGCGGGCGGCGGCGGCGGCGGCGGGGGCUCGCCCUACGCGCACAUGGGCUCCUACCAGUACCACGCCAGCGGCCUCAACAACGUCUCCUACUCCGCCAAAAGCAGCUACGACCUGGGCUACACCGCCGCGUACACUUCCUACGCGCCCUACGGAACCAGUUCGUCCCCGGUCAACAACGAACCUGACAAGGAAGACCUUGAGCCUGAAAUCCGAAUAGUGAACGGGAAGCCAAAGAAAGUCCGGAAACCACGCACCAUCUACUCCAGUUUCCAGCUGGCGGCCCUUCAGCGACGCUUCCAGAAGACCCAGUAUCUGGCCCUGCCCGAGCGAGCAGAGCUGGCGGCGUCCCUGGGCCUCACCCAAACUCAGGUCAAAAUCUGGUUCCAGAACCGCCGAUCCAAGUUCAAGAAGAUGUGGAAAAGCGGCGAGAUCCCUACAGAGCAGCACCCUGGAGCCAGCGCCUCCCCACCAUGUGCCUCCCCGCCGGUCUCGGCGCCAGCAUCCUGGGACUUCGGCGCGCCGCAGCGGAUGGCGGGCGGCGGCCCGGGCAGCGGAGGAGGCAGCGGCCCGGGCAGCUCUGGCUCCAGCCCGAGCAGCGCCGCCUCGGCUUUUCUGGGAAAUUAUCCCUGGUAUCACCAGGCUUCGGGCUCCGCUUCACACCUGCAGGCCACCGCGCCGCUCCUGCAUCCUUCGCAGACUCCGCAGGCGCAUCACCACCACCACCAUCACCACCACGCAGGCGGGGGCGCCCCGGUGAGCGCGGGGACGAUUUUCUAA